UUUUUUGAAUUUGACGCCCCUUGAAUGACACGUAAUGGAAGCACACAUAACCCCACUUUUUACCAUUAUUAUGAAGAUUUGUUAUCAAGAGUAAACGGCUCUUAACUUGUUAGAAAUUACGGUUUAAGCAUCGCUCCACAGAUAAACAAUGUCAGCCCUCUUCAACUUCCAAAGUUUGCUAACAGUAGUUUUACUAAUUAUUUGCACUUGUGCGUACCUUAGGUCCCUUUUCCCCAGUAUUAUGGACCGAAAUAAAGUUGGGUUAAUGGGCACAUUCUGGAAAUGCGCCCGAAUUGGGGAAAGAAAGUCGCCUUGGGUGGCUGUCGCAUGCUUAACAAUGGCAUUUUCAAUUUUAUUUGUCAGGUAAAGUGGUUAUAACCGAUUUUUGAACAUAUUUAAUAAAACAAAGUGUCAAGUGAAUGGAUAAAAUUUUAAUAUAAAAGUACAUGUAAAUAUCAAUGAGAUAGUAUACACUCGUCUACAUACAAAUAAUGUUAAAUUGAAAAUUAUAGUGACAUUAAAAUGUAUCACCUGAGAGUUUUAGACUUAGAAACUACAAAAAAUUGCUUGUUUUUGACUAUAAUUUUGACUUGGUACAAUUUUCAAUUUAACACUUGAUCCUAAAUAGGGGUGCUUAUUAGAUUCUAUGCUUGACGAAAGAAUGAAAGCAAAGAAUUUAAUACCUCACAGACAAAAGUCUUAAAUAUGAAACUCCUGUCUCAGUCAACGUGUAAAUAAAUAAAAAUAUUGGAUAGAAGUUUGACACUGAAAUCGAUUAAUAACUAACUGUUCCACGAUAGGCAACCUACUGACUUAGAAUUUACUUUUUUUAAUGACAGUCUUGUAAUAAAAAAUAAUACAGUCUA
Tribolium madens (black flour beetle) is the source of this 866-nucleotide messenger RNA. RefSeq names its product protein kish-A (gene ksh). The transcript has 3 exons. Gene Ontology annotation, biological process: intracellular transport; protein secretion. The coding region runs from base 149 to 367 and encodes 72 amino acids. The record is from RefSeq and is a predicted model, not a curated record. Lineage: Eukaryota; Metazoa; Arthropoda; Insecta; Coleoptera; Tenebrionidae.